AUGGAGUGGGCAACACUGGGUCCCGAGAUUGUCAAGUAUGUCGCACGAUACUGCGAUGACAACCAGACACUCCUGGCCUUGUCCCGGGUGAACCGACACUGGAGUCCUUGGGCUACCGAAGCCUUGUAUCAGAACAACAUCGCCUACGAGGGAUCGGGUGCAGCACUCUACGCAGCAGCUUACGGUCGCCUUGAUAUCCUGAAGUACAUGGUAGCAGUUGGCACGGAACGUCAUCAGCCAAACUUCGCCACCGUCCCCAGCGAUCUCGAAUCUACCAUCACAGAGGCUUGGCAAGAUCUCAAGGAUGACUCCAAGCCCACUGGGUGGACGCCCAUCCACCUUGCCGCCCUCUUUGGGCACGAGGACAUUGUGGAAACCCUGCUCGAUCAAGGUGUAAACCUUGAAACCAAGGACAAUGACGAUCACACGCCGUUGCUGUAUGGAUUGUACAGCUGCUCUUUCAUGAGCAUGACACGCCUCUUGACCCGGAAAGGUGCCGAUAUCAAUGACAUGGUCGACAAGAGAGAUCAUGGAGGUGACCAUAAUCAAAGAGUCCCGAUGAUCAUCGCUAGCUGCAAAAAGCGUCAAAUGACCCUCAUGAUCCGGCUGAUCCUGGCGGGCGCCGACGUCAGUAAUGUGCGAAAUGGACGCACCCUGCUACAUGAAGUCGGUGAUGCUAUCAAUCAUUCCUGGCGCGAUCUCACCGACAAGUGGAGGGGCAUCACGAAGAUGUUGGUCUGUCUUGGAGUUGACCGCACUGCGAGAGAUACUUCAGGCCAAACAGCUCUACAUCGUAUCAUGGCCGGUUUCGAAACUUAUUACCCACUGGACUUCUUUCCAGUCGCAGACGACUUCUUGCCUGCUGGAACCGAUCCGAGUAUCUUGAACGACACCAUGACACCGAUGCUGUGGCUGGCACUGAAAGGAAGAGGCUGGAGAUACAUACGAUCCGCCACUAAGGCAGAGAAAGGCCGCCUUGUCUCAUGGUUCGUGCGGUGCGGUGGUGAUAUCAACAUCAAAGGUCCUGAUGGCAGAACAUGUCUGCACUGGCUGGCAGACCAGCGCAGCGCCAUAAUGGACAUAAAGUAG
Messenger RNA from Anthostomella pinea, 1089 nucleotides. NCBI's taxonomy places the organism in Eukaryota, Fungi, Ascomycota, Sordariomycetes, Xylariales, Xylariaceae. The record is from the annotation of a GenBank genome assembly.